AGUAUAAAAAGGACCGCCCAGUUUUCUGAUCUGCGGCCUUGAUCUGCUUAAACAAAAAUAAUAACCAAUAGCUUGUUGUUUCGAACUGGUCGUUGGCAACGAGAGCGCAGCGUAAACUAUAUAUACUCCCCGAUUGUGAUCGAGUGACUCUAACUUGGACUUGCUUCUGAAGUUACCCUCAGCAUGAACAUACCGCCCAAUAUUUACAUCGUUGGGGCGCACUGCACCGGCAAGACGACCCUCCUUGAGGCUCUCAAAGACCACCUUUCCGGGAGUGUGGUCGCCGAGAUCUUUGGGGGCGACACAGAUCGUCCCAUAUUCAUAGACGAAGUUGCCCGAGAGGUCAUGGCGAAGGACCGCUUUAGGGUAGGUGACAUUAAGAAGAAAACGGAGGGUUUCGAGCUACAGAAGUGCGUCCUGCUCAGCCAGUAUCAGGCCGAGAAAGCCCUGGAAGAUAGGUGGUUUGUUUCAGAUCGGUCAGGGAUCGAUCCGAUCAUCUACACCGAAUUCUUCCUCGGAUGCCCUGCAGCGGAGAGGCUUGUGGAACACCCUGAAUGGUCUGUCCUACGAGACGGUAUGAGAAAGGGACUCGUAAUUGUUUGUCUAACUCAUAAUGACUCCUGGGUUUCAUCCGACCGUGUCAGAGUUAAGUGCAAGGAUCAGUCUGAGUGGAAAGCCCUUGGCGAUGCUUUUCUAAAUGGGCUACAGCAGCAUGGAAUUGCAUUUACAGCAAUUCCCCAGGGCAUGGAUGAUAUAGGCGAGCGAGUGCAUUUUGUUGAGAAUAUCCUUAGAUCUACCUAUCGCACGUAAUUAAUGACAGAUCGCCUUACAAAGCCCACA
Aspergillus alliaceus is the source of this 840-nucleotide messenger RNA. RefSeq names its product ATP/GTP-binding protein. NCBI's taxonomy places the organism in Eukaryota, Fungi, Ascomycota, Eurotiomycetes, Eurotiales, Aspergillaceae. The transcript has a single exon. Bases 184 to 810 code for a protein of 208 amino acids. The record is from RefSeq and is a predicted model, not a curated record.